Messenger RNA from Pistacia vera, 1396 nucleotides. RefSeq lists its product as uncharacterized. The transcript has 10 exons. Gene Ontology annotation, molecular function: exopolyphosphatase activity. Bases 35 to 1396 code for a protein of 453 amino acids. Lineage: Eukaryota; Viridiplantae; Streptophyta; Magnoliopsida; Sapindales; Anacardiaceae. Gene Ontology annotation, cellular component: cytoplasm. The record is from RefSeq and is a predicted model, not a curated record.
UCGUCUCCUCCUGUUCUUUCUCCUCUUCUCAAACAUGAAGCAUCACAAAGUUGUCGCUCAGGAACCAUAUGCUCGUUCCAGGGAGAAUCCAUACUUCAGAGGUCUACUCAGAGGUGAGACCAUGAAAGAUCGAGCUCCCACCCAACCAUUUCCAGGAACUCCAGACAGCGGGAAGAUUUUGCGGUCCACAUCAGACAUCACCAACAGAGGACAUAAGAAACUAAUAUUAGAUAUACCAGAAAAGUCCAUGAGCUCACCAUUAUUAGAAGAUUCAGUCUCUGAUAUACUGGAACCUUUUGCGCGGUCUUCACCCAAAACUUUGUCUAAGAUUGCUAAAACAACUUCAUUUUCAUUCCCAAGUAAUCAGUCCGACUCAAGCUUUGACAUUUGUGAUCUGCAUAAUUCACUGAAGGUUUCUAGUCCCAGGAUCUUUGAAUUAACUGCGAAGUAUAAUACUUUUCCUGAUUUGAUGACACCAACAUUUGUAAGAUCAUAUAGCAUGAAUAGAACAAAACCAAACCUGUCAAAGAUUCCUCUUCCUCAAUCUGCAGCUUCUUUCUAUAACGGGUUUUCGCCGCGAGUGGAAAUCGCGGAAUCCUGUGAAAGCAUCAACAGGCUUAAUUUAUAUUUGAUGGCCAGAAAGGAUGACGUUAGUGCAGGUGUCCCUGGAAAAUUUUUACAUGCUGUACUUGGGCAAGAUGUUUCUGAUAUUGGAACUCUUGCAGCGACUAUUUUGUAUGCAUUCUACUUAAGUUUAACAAAUGAAAAUGAAAUGUUCUGCACUGUACCUGUCAUCAACAUGAAGAGAGCAGACCUGAAAUCUCAUGCUGAGAUUAAAUGGCUAUUGGAGUCAUGCCAAAUAGAUCAGACAUCAUUGAUAUUUAUAGAUGAGAUUGAUCUAUCAUAUUAUGAUCUGUUUGGAAGUCUUAAACUAGUUCUAAUAAAUGGCCACAAGCUUCCAACGAAACAAGAGGCACUUAAAGAGGCAGUUGUCGAAAUCUUCAAUUGCAGAAAUGGUGAAACUGUGUAUCCUCGGGUUGAGACUCUCACCGUGGGACAGGAUUGUUCAUGUUGUACUCUAGUUGCUGAAAAGUUUGCAAAAACUUCACCUGAAAUUCUGGCAGGGCAAGCAUUCAGUAGACUUUUGCUAGCCGGAACACUUUUAGAGACCGCGAACCUUACAAACUCUCGUUGUACCUCCAAAGAUCAAUACAUGGCUACAUUAUUAAUCAAUGGCGCCGGUCGUUUUGGCUGCAGUGGUCUUUACCAAAUACUGAGAUACUUAAUGUACGAUGUGUCUGAUCUCAAAGUAUCGGAUAUUUUGCGGAAGGACUUCAAAAAAUGGUCAAGAAUCGGGAAAAUGGACGGUGUCCGUUCGAGAUCAAUGGUUUCAUAA